UCGAUCCCCGCAUUUCCUAUUUUGAUCUGAGGCCCGCGCGUCCCGCAGCGGCGUUCGCUAGGGCGCUCCAAGAAUUGGGCUCCCCGCCGGAGACAGAUAGAUAGAUGUCCGGGUUCGUGGGGGUCGUCGUCUCCGACCCCUCCUUGCAGGGCCACUUCACGCAGGUCGAGCUCCGAUCGCUCAAGGCCAAGUAUGUGACUCUGAAGAGGGAGUCCGGCCAUGUCACCACCAACAACCUGCCGGGUCUGAUGAAGAAGCUGAAGGGGCUCAAUGAGGUUGUCUCCGAGGAGGAGAUUGCUGCGUUCUUGUCGGAGGUCUGCCCCGACAGCGACCAAGAGAUUGAGUUCGAGCAAUUCCUUCAGGAGUACCUGAACCUGCAGGAGAGGGUGAGCUCCAAGGCGGGCGCGAGCGGGAGCAAGAACUCGUGGUCGUUCCUCAAGUCGAGCACCACCACGCUGAUCCACCACAGCCCCAACCAGGCAGAGAAGUCGUCCUACGUCGCGCACAUCAACGCGUACCUCGGCAACGAUCCUUUCCUGAAGAAGUAUCUGCCGAUUGACCCCGCGGGCAACGAUUUGUUCGACCUCGUCAGAGACGGGGUCGUGCUCUGUAAAUUGAUCAAUGUAGCGGUACCUGGGACUAUUGAUGAGAGAGCCAUCAACAAGAAAAGGAUCCUUAACCCAUGGGAGAGAAAUGAGAACCACACACUGUGCCUCAACUCUGCAAAGGCUAUUGGAUGUACUGUUGUGAAUCUUGGAGCUCAAGACUUGGUGGAAGGAAGGACUCAUCUAGUUCUCGGGUUGAUAUCUCAAAUUAUAAAGGUGAAUCCUGAAAUCCCCAAUAUACAACUUUUGGCUGAUCUAAAUCUUAAGAGGACGCCACAGCUGGUGGAAAUUUUUGAUGACAGCAAGGAUAUAGAUGAAGUGCUGAGCUUGUCACCUGAAAAGUUACUACUUCAAUGGAUGAAUUAUCAUCUCAAGAAAGCUGGCUACAAGAAAAUUGUUACCAACUUCUCCUCAGAUAUCAAGAAACGUAUUUUUCAUGUGUGGUGCCAACAAAAACAUAUCUUCAUUUACUGCUCCAUUAGUCUAUUAGAUGCUCAACAAGCAAUUAUCUUACAAGGUAGGCUUGUACAGGAUGCUGAAGCCUACGCCUAUCUUAUCAAAUCUCUCGCUCCAGAGCAUUCCUCUAUACUUGCAUUUGACACCAAGGAUCCUGCCGUAAGAGCGAAAGUGGUACUUGACCAAGCAGAGAAGUUGGGCUGCAAAAGAUACUUGAGCCCAAAGGAUAUUACUGAAGGCUCCCCAAAUCUCAACCUUGCAUUUGUUGCACAAAUAUUCCAACAUAGAAACGGUUUGAGUACUGACUCCAGACAGGUUGCACUCACACAAACCUCAUCGCGAGAUGAGGUUAUAUUGUCCCGAGAAGAGAGAGCCUUCCGAAUGUGGAUCAACAGCCUUGGAAUUGCGACAUACGUGAACAAUGUGUUUGAAGAUGUUCGAAAUGGGUGGGUCCUACUAGAAGUGCUCGACAAAGUCUGUCCCGGAUAUGUCAACUGGAAGCUAGCGACAAAACCUCCGAUAAAAAUGCCAUUUAGAAAACUGGAGAACUGUAAUCAAGUUAUAAAUAUUGCAAAGGAUCUGAAGUUUUCCAUGGUGAAUCUAGCUGGAAAUGAUAUUGUUCAGGGAAACAAGAAGUUGAUUGUUGAUGGAGUUGCCAUAUUAAGUAUCAUCUCACGUCUUAUUUCAGCACUUCUAUGGCAAUUGAUGAGAUUCAAUAUCCUCCAGCUGUUAAACAAACUGAGAUUCCACUCUCAAGGGUCCCAAGGAAAAGAAAUAACGGAUGCUGAUAUCUUGAGUUGGGCGAAUAACAAAGUGAAGGUUUCCGGGAGAAAUUCUCGAAUAGAAAGUUUUAAGGACAAGAACCUAUCGAGUGGAAUUUUUUUCCUUGAGCUUCUCAGUGCUGUAGAGCCAAGGGUUGUGAACUGGAAGGUUGUAUCGAAGGGUGUAAAUGAUGAUGAGAAGAAGUUAAAUGCAACCUACAUCAUCAGUGUCGCACGGAAGCUCGGGUGCUCUGUUUUUCUGUUACCAGAAGACAUCAUUGAUGUGAAUCAGAAAAUGAUCCUAACAUUGACUGCUAGCAUCAUGUACUGGAGUCUGCAGAAGCCACAGCAGCCUGAAACAUCCGAACAAUCAGAAUCAUCUUAUGCGGCUUCAGAUGCUGCUUCCGAUAUCGCCUCAGAGGAUUCCGCUUCGAUAAUAGCACCAUCAGAAGGAGAAGAGGUGAAUUCAUUGCCUGAUAGAGCAUCCAACAUGCCAACUGAUGAUACUAGUACUUCAGAGGCUCCUGCUGAUGAUACUAGUACUUCAGAGGCUCCUGCUUGA
Molecule: messenger RNA, 2384 nt
Organism: Triticum urartu
Lineage: Eukaryota; Viridiplantae; Streptophyta; Magnoliopsida; Poales; Poaceae
Source: RefSeq, a predicted model, not a curated record